AUGAGUGUAACGGGAUCUGUGUAUGAGCAUACAUGUGAGUUUUUAGACAAAUAUGUCGAUGAAUGGUUUUCUAGAGAUCUAGAUCAACCUUUGGUCGUAUUCAUAUCUGGACCUCAAGGUUCAGGAAAGAGUUAUAAUGGUCAAAAAAUAUUCACACAUUUACGGGACAGGUACAUUGGUAAGAAUGUCGCAUAUUCAUCAAUCGAUGAUUUCUAUUUGACUCAUGAGGAUCAGCAAGCCUUAGCAUUGCAGUACAAAGAAAACAAGUUAUUACAAGGACGUGGUUUACCUGGUACUCAUGAUCUCACUCUAUUGAAUGAUUGUCUUGGUGAAGUGUUAGGGCCUAGGAAAGAAGGAACGAUGAAUUUACCUCAAUAUGACAAAUCUUUGUUUUCUGGUGAAGGUGGUCGUAGUGGCAAAAGUAGUGUCUCUGUGAAAUUACCUGUGGAUAUAUUUAUCUUGGAAGGUUGGUUCUUGGGGUUUGAGCCUCAUUUACAGACUGUAGAGAAAGAUCUAAUCGAUGGAGAUAUGGCUGAUGUCAAUGCCAAGUUGUUCAUGUAUAGUGAUUUAUUAUGGAACAACCCCGAAGUACAUUCAUUAGGAGUUAUCCUUGCAACUGAUGAUAUUCAAAAUGUGUAUGAAUGGCGUACUCAACAGGAACAUGAGACCAUUCAUUUGAAGGGCAAUGGGAUGAGUGAUAACGACGUCAGGAGAUUUGUGGACCGGUAUAUGCCUUGUUAUGAGUUGUAUUAUGAGGAUUUUGUACGUGGAGAAAAUCUAGGUUCUGUAGCUACGUUGACCAUUGGGAUCGACAAGAAGAGACAAGUAUUUUCUGUCAAGACCAGGGCCAUCGAAUAA
Maudiozyma barnettii is the source of this 858-nucleotide messenger RNA. RefSeq names its product putative ATP-dependent kinase (gene TDA10). The transcript has a single exon. The coding region runs from base 1 to 858 and encodes 285 amino acids. Lineage: Eukaryota; Fungi; Ascomycota; Saccharomycetes; Saccharomycetales; Saccharomycetaceae. The record is from RefSeq and is a predicted model, not a curated record. Gene Ontology annotation, cellular component: cytoplasm.